UGUUCUUGGAGUUGCUUGAUUCGCUACCUCCGUAAGAGCCAUAGGUCAUCCGUUUCCCGCGAGACUCUGCCAUUUUUAUUUUCCUGAUACGGCUUGCGCACCGGCAUCUCGCCGCAUUACGCGACACCAGCCUAACGGAGCAAUGAGCAUACUGGAUUCUCGACUUAGCUCUUUCAGACCAAAUGGCUUUGGUAGUUUCGCCGUCCUCGAGCAAGAUGACCAAACUUCUCAUUAUCGAGUGUAAUUUCGACGCUGCUCGAUUUUCCCUACUUAUCUGCAGUUAACUCUGAGUCGUCUAAUCAACUAGUCACUAGCCUUCCACACUCUCCCGUGUAGGUUUCUUUCUCUCGUCCAGCUUUCAAGGUAGCCUAUUCCACAAUCACUCGCGCAUCCCGCUAACUAGCACAGCUCCGUACCUAACGCUUUUAGCCACAUCCCAGCUAACAGUCGCACGAACUAGAUCGCCGACAUCGUCGCUAUCUCUCUCCCUAUCCAAUUCAAGCGCAGCAGAAAGGAAGUGGUCGCACGAUGAUGUCAGGCAGAGGUGCCGCUGCUCCCAGUAAAGGACCGGCUGCGGCAGCGGCUAAAGCAGCAGCAGCAGCAUCGUCGUCGUCGAGUGGGUUGUCGCAGUACAUCGACCCGGUGUACGAGGACAUCCACGCGCCCAAGUACUUCAACUUCUGCCGCAAGGACGAGGAGGAGGCGCUGCACUCCGGCGACUCGUGGUUCGACCAGGCGCACGAUGGGGAGAUGGAGGACGACGGGGACAGCGCCGCGUGGGCCUUCCACGCCGCCAUGAGCGCCAUCACGCAGAGCUCGCCCGCCCCCAUGCCGCACGGGCCGCCGUCGAAAGCACAAGCAGCAGCACCUGCAGUAGCGGAGAAGCAGCCCUCCUCGGCGUCUAAGAGGCGUCAACAAGCGUCGCCGGACGACGCGCGAGCUGCUGCUGCUGCUGCUGACACGCCCCCCGCUGCCGCCCCCGGCCCCGCUCGUGUGCGCGCUUCCGCGGCGGUUGCUGCUGCUAACCGGCCAGCUCCGGCUGCUGCUGCUGCUGCUGCUUCCCCUUCGCCGAGUAAGAAGAAGAGAGAUGUGGCGACCGGAUCGCCUGCUGCUGCUGCGACUGCUGCUGCGACUACUGCUGCGACUGGACGGGCGUCGCCGUCAGAAGUCUGUCGCUCGCUCAGCUUCGCUACCGACAAGCCCAAUGGAACGCCCUCCCGCGUGCGCGGAGUUCCCGUCACCCUCGCGCCAUCCAGGAGCGCGUCGUUCCGCGGGCGGCUCAUUGCGGCGGCGCAGGAGGCACGGGAGGCGCGCGGGGAAAAGGCGGAGAGCAAGGCGAAGGGCGCGGAAGAGAGGGGCAAGAGGGCCGAGGACGGGGGACAGACGAGCGCAACGGCGGGCGCAACGAAAUGUGCGGAGGCGGAAGCGGAAAACGCGAAGAGCGCGGAGAAGGGCAAUGCUUCCGCGUCUGCCGCCCUUGGCUGCAGCGGCGCACAAAACGCGCGCGCGCAAGCGGAAGCGACGAUCCGGAAGGAGGCGGACGGGAAAAGCGGAGACGCAGGCGGAAUCGGCGGAGGCGGCGGAAGCGGCGGAGUCCGCGGAAAGGUGGAAGCGCAGGCGGUGAUCCAGUCGUCGCCCGGCGGGCGAUGCGUGAUGGCGACGGUUUCGUCGCCCGCCGUCGCACAGGGGUCGAUGCAGGCGACUGCGACAGCGAGCGCGUCGCUGUUCGAGCCGUCGCAGAAUGCGCCGCCACUCUCCGCGAGUGCCGCCGGGAAUGACGGGGGAAGGGCGCCUGUAGCAACAGCGACGGCGACUGCGACGGCAACGGCUAGUGCGAGGGUGUGCGUGGGAGACGGAACGAGGAAGGCAGAAGUUACGGAGUUGGUGGAGAAAGCACCGGUUGCCGGUGGUGGUGGGGCAGAGCAGAUGCGUGCACCUGCUGUGACCCCUGCUGCAGCAGCAGCAGCACGGGAAGCAGCGGCAGCAACCAUCCAAAGAGCACUAGCGGCGGCGCCAAUUGGAGGGGGGUCAAGGACACCAGCAGCAGCACCCGCUGCACCCGCAGCAGCACCCGCAGCAGCAGGUGGCGUCACACGUGCCGAGUUCCCAAGUGAGCAGCCCACUGGUGUGUCCGCGUCCGCGUCCUCCUCUCUGCGUGUGUCUGACGUGUCAUCUCCGGGCGGUAGCAGCUGCUCCACGUCAGCCACGCCCGGCGCGCAGCGGCCAGGUGGCAGGCUCCUAGUGUGCAACAACGCCCUUUUCAUCACGUCGCCUGGCUCGUCCAGGGGUACCCCCGGCAAUACCAAUACGCCUGUAGCAGUAACGCUCGCACAUACUGGCUUUGCAGGUGCCUCUGCUUCUGCUUCUGCGCUCACCCCUGUGCUCUCUGCUGCUUCUGCUGCUUCUGCUGCUUCUGUCUGUGGUGCUAGUAGUGAUGGGAGUGGGACUGGCGGCGCUGUCGUCGCUGCUGCUGCUGGUACUGAUAUCGGGCAUGCUUGUAACGGAGAUGGUGCUCCAGACCCUGCCCCUCCUGCUGCCACUCCUACUGCCGCUGAUGCUCCUGCUGUUGCUGCAGACAGCACCAAUACUGUUCAUGCUGCUGAUUCUGCCGCUGCCGCUGCUAGUGCUGCUGCUGCCUCCCCACCUGCAUCCAAGCCAGUAAAGGCCUCCCAGCCAUCGUCCCCUGCCAUAGGGCGGGAGAACAAGGCGCCCUGUAACAACAACAACGGCGGCAGCACCGUCAGCAGCAGCAUCAGCAGCAGCAUCACAGGGAUCCCCUCUUUCAGGCGCCACCACAAGCACAAGACACCGGCAGCAGCAGCAGCAGCAGCAGGUGCUGCUGCUAGCGCCAACGCCAGUGCAGGAAGGAUCAUCGGCAGCAGCAACGGCAGCAGCAGCACCAGUAGUCCCAGCCCUGCUGUCCCUGCGGUGCCUGCCGCGCCUGCAUCUGCUCCUGCCAAGCCCGCUGGUCGGUCCCUGUGGCAGAAGAUCACCGGCCUUGCCUCUGCUGCUUAUGUCAAGAAGAGCCCUGGGAAAUGGCAGGCUGUGCCGUCGUCACCAACACCGGGGGUUGGCUGCCCUGCGUCCGCGUCUUCUGUUCCUCCUGCUGCUCCCCCUGCUGCCGGUGCUGCUGGUUCUCCUGCUGAUGGUGGGGGGGAUGCUGCAGGGAGUGCUGAUACGCCUGGUUGGUUCACGCCGCCUGUUACCCCAACGUCUGUUAGCCACUUCCGUACGCCUAUUGGUGCUUCGCGGCUACCUGUGCCGCCAGGCUCAGCACCGCCAGGGCUGGCUUCCAGGCUCGGUGAUCCUGCUUCGGUGGUUCGGCCUGGUUCGGUGGCAGCAGUUGUGAAGAUACUAACUGCUAGCAAUGGAAAGGUGGUGGCAGGAGGAGGAGGGAGAGAGGGAAGGGGAGGGGGAGGAGGAGGGGUGAGUCCUGGCUUUGGUGGUAGAGAAACGGGAGGGUUGGAGAGGAGGAGGUGGGGAGAGAGGGGUGCUUGUGUCGGGAACAGUCGUCUGGUGCGUCCCUUGGUGAUGGCCUUUGAAUCGGCUGCUGGUGCUGGCAGUGGUGGUGGUGGUGCUGUUGCUUCUUCUGCUGGUGGUGCUGCCGCCGCUAGUGGUAUGGCUGGUUCUCCGAGGAUGGACGGGAAGGAGAAGGAGAGGAGGUGGAGGGUGGGGAUAGGAAGCGGGCCAGGGCUCCUCGCAAGGAGUAGGUCGGUGGGGAGUGUGAAGGGGGCAUUGGGUGUGGUAGAGAAGGGAGAGGGGGUCAAGAAGGAUCAGGAGAACUUGGGGGAGGGUGAGGUUCGGGAGCGGAAGGAAGAGGCUCCGCCGCUGCCGCAACAGGAGCAGAAGGAGCAGAGAGGGGAAGAGAAGACGGCAGCUCUUGCAAGGGAGGGAGAGGGUGCACGAAGGGAUGGAGCCAUGGAAGGAGAGGGCGUGAGCGCGGUUGGCGUGGUGAAGCAGCAGGUGGCGCAGCUGCAGGAGCUGAUACAGCAGCAGAGAGGCGCGGAGGAGAGGGGGAAGGGCCCGGGGAAGGGGAAGGGGAAGGCGGAGGGGGCGGAGAGCGGAGCGGGGGGAAAGCAGCAGGGGGGCAUUGUGAGUGGUGUGGGAGGGAAGGGAGUGAGGGCAGGGACGGGAGAGGGAGUGGGAGGGGGAGGGGGAGGGGGGUUGGUGGGUGGAGGGGGAGCGAGGCAGAAGGGUGGGAUUCAAGUGCAGUCACGGCUGGGGUUGCCGAAGAAGAGCAAGGAGAGUGGGGAGACGAAAGAGGGAGGGGCGGGUGCUAGUGGGGCUAGUGCUGGCGGGAAUGACAUGGCUUCGAGGCUGAGGGAAAGGAAGGAGAAGCUGGAGAUGGAGAGGAGGGAACGAGAGGAGAAACGGAAAGAGCUGGAGGUUCGGAGGGCGGCUGCUGCUGCUGCUGCCAGGCCUGCACCUGGCCCCUCUGCUGCAGCUGGCACCAGCCGCAGUGGAGCGACGGCUGUAGCAGGGAAGGCGGCAGCGAGAAAGCCUGUAGCAGGGAAGGCUGUAGCGGCAAAGGUGGUGCCUGGGAGGGUGGCCGGUGGGGUUGCGGCUGGUAUGAAAGGUGGGGUUGGGGUUGGUGUUGGUGUAGGGGCGAAGCUGAGGCGAAAGUCAGUUGCUCCUUUGAGCAUUCAGAAGGCAGUGAUGCAGGGGGGCCGGGAGAGGAGGAGCAGGGAGGGUGAGAGGAAGGGCAAGGAGGAGCGUACGGAGCAGAGAGAGCCUGCUGCUGCUGCUGGUGCUGCUGGUGCUGCUGGUGCCUCUGUGGAUGCUGGUGAUGACCACCCAGGUUCUUCCAAGGCUGAAGCACAGGCGCAAGCACAGGCGCAGGCACAGGCGCAGCCACAACCUCAGGCACAGGCACAGACGCAGGCACAGGGACCAGCAACGGUGGCGCACACGUGCUCUGGUGGCCACCAUCAUUCCCAUGCUGCGGGCGCAGCAGGAGCAGGAGGUGCAGGAGGAGCAGGAGGUGCAGGAGGUGCAGGGGUGAGAUGUCGCAACCCCAAGUGUGCGGCGAACGAUGAGAGCUUUGCAGCGCGGGCCAAGUUGCCUCAGAGGAACUUUCUGCGCGCCCGUAGCGGGCUGCAGCGAGUGACGGCACGCGGGGGAGGUGCACCCAGGGCAGGCGCCGCUGCUCCUGCUGCUGCUGCCCCUCCUGCUGCUGCAGCUGCUGCUGCGCCUGUCUCUCCUGCUGCCGUUGCCAGAGUUCCUGAUGCUAGUCUAGUUGCCGGAGUCAGUGCUGGCCCCCAGUCAACGCAGCAGCAGCAGCAGCAACAGCAGCAGCAGCACGGGCAAGCGAGCUCACAGGCCCCUGCAGCAGCCACCACGGCUGUGACAACAGCUGCUGCUGCAGCGGCAUUUGCGGCAGCAGCAGCAGCUGCAGCAGGAGGAGGGGGAAAGAAGAGGGCGGAGAGGGAUAUAUCAGCGAGCUUGGACAUAGGGCAGGUGAGCGGGAUAGAGGAGAUCGACCUGCUGGAGUUGCUGGGUCCAGACUCAUAUCUUGAUGAUGCUUAUGACGGUGGGGAUGGUGGGGAUGGUGACGGUGGUGAUGGUGCUGAGUCUGCUGCUCCUGUCCGCAGCACAGCAGUGCUGAUUGCUGAUGCUGACAGUGCUGCUCCCUCUCCUCCUUCUCAUGCUGCCUCCCCUGCUGAUGCUCCUGAUGCUGAGGCUGAUGCGGCCUCUUGUGCUGCUACCAGGGGUCACGUUAGCGGGGUGUCUGAUUCUCGAAGCUCCUGCGGCAGCAGCGCUGUGGGUGCCGCGUCUGUUGCUCCUGCUCCUGUUCCUGCUGCUGCUGCCGCUGGCGCUAAUGCUGCUGUAGCGGGAGAGGAAAACGGGAAGGCUGCUACUGCUCCUGCACCUGCUCCUCCUCCUGCUGCUCCAAUCCCGCCUGACGUUGACUGUCCUGCACCAUCAGCCACUCCCGUGCGAGUCAAGACCACACCCGUGCACACAGCAGCCGCACCGCAUGCUACUGAAGCGGGUGAAGAGAGAAUGAGGCGCAGCAGCGAUGGGGGGAAUUUGUUCACAGAGGCGACUGUCGAGGUGACGUCUACCCAGACGUGCACGCCUGGGGGGAGCAUAGUGGAGAAGACGUGCAUUGCUGUGUGCCAGACGACUGGCAAGAAGAAGGGGAGGAGGGGGGCACGCAUGGUAACUGGCAACCACAGCAGCAACGGCAGCAAUAUCAGCGCCAACAUCAGCAGCAGCAGCAGUUAUGGUGCCAGGCAGGGGAGCCCGAGACGCAGCAGCAGCAGCAGCAGCAGAGGGGCGGGCAGGAGGAGGAGCCCCCAGGCAGUCAUGUCUGGCGCACCCAAAUGGGCUGUCUCCAGGGAGAGGAGGUUGAGGGUGCGGGUGACGUCUCGCUUCAAGGAGUACAAGCACACGGCAGCGAGGAAGCUCUCGCUGGUGGAUAAGAUGACCGCGCAGGCCCACGCCCAUGCCCAUGGCUCCCUCUCCAAGGGCUGGUCCACGUCAGUGUACGUGAGCACGCCGGCAGGCAGCACAGAGGUGCAUGCCACCAUGCCAGGCUCAGCCACUCCAGCCUCGCCCUCCUCUGCUCGGCAGCUGCAGAAGGAGCAUGCUGCUGCUAGCGCUGCUGUGUGCCCCAACACCACCACUGCUGCCACCACUGUUGGUGCCAAGGCACGCGACGCCUCUCCUGUGAAAAGGCUCAACCUCUUCCCUGCUGCAGCUGGGGCUUCAGAUGCUGCUGGGGCAGGGGGGGGUUCCAGUGGGGUGAAUGCUACAGCAGCAGCAGCAGACUCUUCAGCAGGGGGUGCAGCAGUGGGUGUGCAGGGACAGCAGCAGCAGCAGCAGCAGCAGCAGCAGCAGCAGCAGCAGCAGCAGAUGCAUGGUGGGUCACUCUCAGGUGACGGUAGCAGCAGCAGCAGCAGCAGCAGCAGCAGCAGCAAUAGCAGCAGUAUGUCUGUGAUGGGUGGUGACUCUGGUAGCAGUCAUGGGAGCAGUGGGGGGACGAGUGAGAAGGAGGUGAGAGUGAAGGGCGAGGAGGAGAAGAGGCAAGAGGAGGUGCCAUGCAGUGGCAACGGUGCUUCAACUACCAAUGCUGCCCCCGCUGCCACUGCUGCCACCGCUGCGUCGGCCACUGCUGCUUCUGCUGCUCGGCCUGCAGCAUUCCAGCAUCAACAGCAGCAGCAGCAGCAGCAGCAGCAGCAGCAGAGGGAGCAUGGGUUUACAAUGCCAGAGCCUGAGCUGUACCUCAGGGGACUGCCCCACUUCACAUGUCCCGAUGAUGUGGUCCUCCACACAGACAGACGUGCCAUGGAGCGACUGGCGUACGACAUGCAGAUUGCAGUGAAGCAGCAGCACGAGGAGCAGGCGAGGAGGGAGGACGAGCAGAGGCAGCGGGAGAGGGAGGAGGAGGAGGUGCGGCGGCUGCGGCAGCAGAUGGUGCACAGGGCUCGACUCAUGCCCUACUUUGGACGACCGUUCAAGCCAGUCAGGUCCAGCAAGCGACCCACCAUGCCGCGCUCCCCUCUGCUGCUCACCAACGCCAGACAUGCAGGAGCAGCAGCAGCUCCGUAGCUCACUGAGGCGUCUCACGCCACUCCACCCAACAGACUGUCAGGGCAAUGUGGGUGCUGUGCAUUAGCAUGAUGGGGGUCAAGGUCAAUGAAGAGUGUGUUGGUACAAGGGCUGCUGAAGUGGAGUCAGUAGCAUAGCAGUCCCAUGUACGCACCCCUUCCUCCCUCUCCUCCACCUUUUUGUUGCGUUUGGGAACUCAGCUGCUCUGUCUAGCCAAGGCGUCUUAGUAUGGUGUAGGUAGUUAGUGGGUUUGAACAGUGAAGUAAUGUGAUCUUGUUGUGUAUACUACUAGUGUAGCUCAGAUAAGCAGCAACAUUCUAUUUCUGUGCAGAGAAUCAUUGGAUAUAUGUGUUGUUUGUAGUGUUAGUAUUGGAUGGUGUAAGGAAUUGGCAUUUCCUU
Messenger RNA from Closterium sp. NIES-67, 7953 nucleotides. NCBI's taxonomy places the organism in Eukaryota, Viridiplantae, Streptophyta, Zygnematophyceae, Desmidiales, Closteriaceae. The record is from the annotation of a GenBank genome assembly.